GACAUUACAAAACGUGCGACAUAAUUUGUAUUUCCAUCCUUAAAUCGAGCUAGCUAAUCUGCUACGCCUCAAAGACCUUUGCUUCCGACUUACAGUACCCACUUAGACGCAGCAUUCCUUCUUGCAAUUUAACUUGCGUAUUACAUAGGCUCCAAACAGCGCAGCCAUGGCGAGUGCCGCUGCCCGCGAGCGCUAUGCCCGCAAGAAUGAGCAGAACGAGCUAGAGCGUGCCUUUAACACGAUAGAUAGCAAGGGCGACAAGAAAAUAGAUGCAGAGGAGUUGACGGAACUCUUCCUGCGGCUCGGGCACAAACCCAAGCGUGGCGAGGUGGAGGACAUGAUUUGGGAGGUCGACGAGGACUGCGAUGGCUGCAUCAGCCUUCUAGAAUUCCAGACGCUAUACACUCGUUGCCGCGAUGACAAGACCGGCUAUGAGCCGCGCGGCCUGUUCAAUGUGGUCGAGUUCGUCAUGAACGACAAGAACAACCAGGGCUUCAUCACACUGGAGGAGGCGAUGCAAAUCAUGUACCUGCGCUAUGGGCGAGCGGAGCUGGACAUGCAGCUGGAGCAGGUGUUCGGCACGGCAGACCUGAACAGCGGAAAAAUCCUCACGCUCACGGAGUUCCUGCACUGCUUGCACACCAACCAAGUGAAGCAGCUGCUCAACCGGGUAACGGCCAAGACGUACAAGGCGCCGCCCCCGCCGCAGAAGCGCAAGUGAGGUUGUGGUAGUAGGCACAGCAGCGGCACGGCAGUAGCAGGUGCUGGGGUAUGGGCACUCGGCGGCCGCGGCGCGUACAUAUGGCGUGCGGCGGCUUGGCGGGUGCGCUCUCCGGUUGGCGCCUUUCGCUCCUGAAAAUCUUAGGUAGACAUGAUGCACCAAGUGGUAUCACAGCGGCGGGGCGUAUUUACGUAGCGGGUUUGAGCUCUGAGCAGCUAGCAAAGCCUCCACCGCAUGGAGGCAUGGACGGUGUCGGCUCGUUGUGCAACCAACAGCAUGGAUGAGGUGGGGUCGUUUGUCGGGACCUGAUGCUGGGAAUGCGCUGGUGGGGAUGCAACUGCACUGGGUUAUCAGGCACUGGCGUCGCGUCGCCAGCGGCAGCAGGUUUGGUUGGAAGCAGCACCUACUUGACCGGCUUGAGGGCUGCCGCGUGCAAUGCAUGCUUGGUUUAGAGUGUGCAGUUCAGUUGUAUUUGGACCAUGGAUGCACGAGGGCUUGGGUCGGUCUGGUUGCAAUGGCUAGGGAAUUCCAUGUAAUGCUGCGGUGUUCAUCUUGGAAGUCCUGUGUUAUGGACCCCAUGCUGAUUUUGGGGGUUCUGCUUUCGGUGCACGUAUCUGCGGGUCUGGCACAGUGGUCUCACGGGGACCCAAGGCAGCCAUAGGCCACGCAGAAGUUUGGAAGCAGCUAGGGGCAUUUGAGCGAUGCUAAAGCAUAGAUGAUUGCUUAUGAGUCGCGGGCAAGUAUAUUGAUUGCACUGCGUCACACGCACGUGGGGCGUGCGGCGGAGGUAACCAGGGCACCCACCAGAGGCAGCCCAGAACCGCGCAGGGAGCGCCUGGAACCGCGAGGGCUCUUCAGCGUUAGGGCAGAAACCCUAACUGCAACCCUUCGAGGUGGUCGUGCGCGCCACAGGCCUGCUAUUCAUUUGCAAAGUGGUUCGUUG
Messenger RNA from Chlamydomonas reinhardtii, 1664 nucleotides. RefSeq lists its product as uncharacterized. The transcript has a single exon. The record is from RefSeq and is a predicted model, not a curated record. Bases 167 to 721 code for a protein of 184 amino acids. Gene Ontology annotation, molecular function: calcium ion binding. NCBI's taxonomy places the organism in Eukaryota, Viridiplantae, Chlorophyta, Chlorophyceae, Chlamydomonadales, Chlamydomonadaceae.